This is a messenger RNA of Vigna umbellata (rice bean), 1981 nucleotides long. NCBI's taxonomy places the organism in Eukaryota, Viridiplantae, Streptophyta, Magnoliopsida, Fabales, Fabaceae. The record is from RefSeq and is a predicted model, not a curated record.
GAAAAAAUUCUUAUGAAAAUCUGAAAAUUAAGAGCAGCUCCACCUUCUCCACCAAAACGACCGGCAGCGUCGCAUCCCUUUUCCGGCGAUGGCUAAUCCACCCGAAACUUCUGAAGAAAACGAAACCCUCUCUCUCCGUACCCUCUGCACCAUGAGGUCCCUCCUCCUCCACCCUUCUACAUCAAAAAGCACCGUCUCCCACAUUCUCCAAACCCUAACCAGCUCCCCACACCCCACUACUCACUCCCUCAAGCUCCUCUCCGACGGCGCUUCUCGCCACCCCGACCUCGCCCCCACCAUGGCUCUUCCCACCGCCGAAUCCUCUCCCCGCCUCGCUGUGGAGGCCAUCGGCGCGUCCCUCUCGGGCCUCCAUCUAGACGACGCGCGCUUCACGUCGCUGUGCUUCGGCGCCUCCGUGCCCGCCCGCGCGUGGAUGCUCCGGAACGCGGGUUCGAGUUUCGAGGUCCGACCUGGCUUGCUGUUGGCGGUGCUGCUGGGGUUCACGAAGGAUCCUUACCCUUACGUUAGAGACGCGGCGCUUGAAGGGCUCGUCCAAUUCAUCGAGCGCGGUGGAGAGUUGAAAGACGUUGGUUUGGUCGAUGCUUGUUACCGACGCGCCGUUCAGUUGCUUCGGGACUUCGAUCCCUGCGUAAGGUACUCUGCGGUUCGCGUGGUGGCUUCAUGGGGUAUGAUGUUGGCAGCUUCUAGCUCAGAGAUGAAAGCCUAUUGGUCCAAUGACGUAUUUGCCAAGCUAUGCUCCAUGGCAAGAGAUAUGAAUAUGAAGGUUAGAGUUGAAGCAUUUAAUGGCCUCAGAAAGAUGGAAAUGGUAUCGGAGGAUCUUCUUUUGCAAAGUUUAGCAAAGAGAGUUUCAGGACGUGGAAAGCAAAAGGAAACCGAGAGUCCGAGCACAUCUGAACAAUGUGUCAUGUUGGCAAGUAGUGUUGCUGGUGCACUAGUUCAUGGACUUGAGGAUGAGUUCUUUGAGGUGAGGAAGUCUGUAUGUGAGUCCUUACACACACUGACAAGUCUAUCUGCUGAGUUUGCACGUGAAGCGUUAGACUCAUUAAUGGAUGUGUUGAAUGAUGAUUCUGCGGUGGUUCGCUUACAAGCUUUAGAAACCAUGCACCAUAUGGCAAUUAAUGGCCGUUUAAAGCUUCAUGAAAAACAUUUGCACAUGUUUCUUGGAGCUCUGGUAGAUGAUAGUUGGGAUGUAAGAUAUACUUAUAGGAAAAUACUUAAAGUAAUGAAGCUAAACAAUCUGGCAUUGUUCAAAUCAUCUGUUGAUAGACUCCUGCGAAAUUUAGACAGUUAUCCACAGGAUGAAGCUGAUGUAUUUUCUACUUUUUCUCAUCUGGGCCGAAAUCACAAGAAAUUUGUAAGGCUGAUUAUGAAGGACACGUUUGAAGAGGUAGAAACGGCUUUGGAAGGAAAUGUAGAAUUUGAUAGUGCAAGGAUAGCUGCACUGUUAAUUCUUUCUAUAUCUGCUCCACUCUUGAAUGCUGAUGUAGGCAGAAUACCACCAGUUAUGUUUUCUUAUGCAGUUACGUUCCUAGGUAGAAUUUAUAAUGCUUUUAGUGAUAUCAUGGAUAGGGAUUCCCUUUUGGCCUGCCUAUGUGAGAAAAGCAGAUCUACAGAGUAUUCUGCAACAAAUAUUAACCUCACGGAAGGGGAGGAACAGUUGCCUUUAUUUGAAGGUGAUAAUGCUCCAAAUUUUUCUAGCAAUGAGGUCACUGGCGCACAUAUCACAAGGGAGCCGAAAGAGUUAGCAGAUAACCAGAUACAACAACAACAAUCUCUGAAUGAUGAAGUUAUAAAUUACAUCCUUGCAAAGCCCCCUGCUAUGUGGCUGAGGAUACAAUCAAGUCAUACAAAUGAAGUGCUAAGGUCCUUAAGGUGAGGAAUUGUUGUGUAACUUUAGUAACAUAGGUGCCUUAGUAUUUGUUGUUGUUUCUUCCAAUAUUUGUAUCGUGUGAGUUGCAUA